UUGAGGCUGAGGACCGAGUGGGCAGGGCCGGGGUUGGGGUGCGGCCUCCUAUUGGUCCAGACCUUCACCCCCCCCAACCGUCCUUUUGUAAGAAAAGUGGGUGAGGGGAACGAGCUGUCAAUAACAGACGGUAACGGUCGCUCUGGUGGACAGAGCCUGGAAGCAGAACCAGCAGACUCUACUAUUCUCUCUUCUCGAGCGUGGAAGGUGGGGAAGGAGAGUCAGAGGCCAUCCUGCGGGCCGCAAGCCGGAGGAACCCAUUCCUGCGACUCCUAGAGGACCCGAAGGCGGCUGCCGUCGGGAGGGAACGGACCGCAUCGGACCGGACAGGACCCAGACGGACAUGAUCAUAAUCAGAAGAGGCAGACCUUGAUAGACAUCCACCCAAGCCCAAAAAUCAUGGCCACUGCUCAACAACUUCACCCUGCUCAGAAAAAUAAGAUAAAUGGGUGGACAAACAUUAAAAUCCCGAGCAAAAUUAUCACCAGGGAGGAGUCGCAGCUUGUGGUGAAGCAGAUCUUAGCUAUCAUCCUGUCCUCCAUUACCUACCUAAGGGGGCUGUUUCCAGAAUCCUCGUACCGGACCUACUUUCUUGAUGGAAGAGCGUACAAGGUCCUUCACGAAGAUGUAAACUUCCCCGGCGUGAACAAGAUUAUCGAGUGGGUCGAAGGUUGUUUUCAAGCUAUGGAAAGGAAAUAUUUACGCAGUGCCAUGUUUACAAUUCAAAGCUAUUCGAACCAGAAGAAUAACACCGAGGCAUACAUGUUCUAUUUCGACUACCCCGAAGAAGGAAACGAGAUGAAUUUAUGGAGUCACAGCAACCAGGGCUAUGGUAUGGGAAUAACCUCGGAGGUGAAACGAUCUAUCCCACUGUUGGUUGAGAAAUUGUACCAGUUGUACCACAAACUCAGCUCCCUCCCCGAUAAUGUGGAACUGUCCAUGAAGCUCUUCUAUUACAAUGACGUGACCCCAGAUGAUUACCACCCGUUGGGUUUUCAGGAGUGGGAAGUCCCAAGGAGGUUGAAUUUAACCCCCACCACUUGAACAUGAAAUUGGUCUCCACCCCAUACCACAAGGUGCAACUGAAAAUCCUCACGGACAAGAACCUGGAGAACCAAAUGGGUAAACUUCAGAAGCCUGGCGCUACUCAAGUGGUAACGGACAAGGAAGAAAAGGCCAUUCGGGUGGACAAGCGGGAUACGGACAAGGACAAGGAGGAAUUUGUGUUUCCAAGAAUGAAGAGGUUGGUCAGGAAGUAGAAGAGACCUUCCUGAUACCCGGAGGAGCGUGGAAACAAGUUAACGGCUUCCCGGUUGUUGUUGUUGAAAGUCUUUUAAUGUGAAACAAAUAUGCACAACCUCCCUGUUGGAAAGUAAGAACCUUUACAGUGUGUUAAAUUAGCUGGGAAUAGCCUCCUUAGUUUGUUAGUGUUUAGCUUUAUUUGCAGUAAGAGUAUUCUAUAGCCUGUCCUCUCCUACCUCAGUGGCAGGGACAAGGAGAGGGAGACUCCCUCUACUGAUCCUUAUUUUUCCCCUUUUUGCCAAAGAGAGCAAAUUCCUUUUGUCUUACUGAUUUUAUUUAAUGGAUCUGAGCCUCGUCCCUUCUGGAUGGUUUGAAAGUUUUCUCCAUUUGGCUAGUGUCUUUACACCUGCAAGUCGGUUUUCGAGGGGGAAUGGAGGUGGGAUGGGAGGUUCUGCUCUUGGGCUCGCUGCUCUGACCCUAUGCCUCAGUUUACCUUCAAAGAGGACACAGAUAAGUAGCUAAGAAAAUUUUUCUCGGGGAUGUUUGCCUCCCAUAGAGUUAAUAAUCUAAAAAUCAUAAGGAUAAGUAAAGUAAUAGGUUUUAAGUAGGUUUUAACGCAAUGGAAAAAGUAGCCACAGAAAUAAAAGACUUGUUCAAAUUUCAUGCCAUGGUGAUCUCGAGAGCCUGAAUUUCUUUUCAAUAAAGUGUAUUGAGAUCA
Molecule: messenger RNA, 1960 nt
Organism: Ornithorhynchus anatinus (platypus)
Lineage: Eukaryota; Metazoa; Chordata; Mammalia; Monotremata; Ornithorhynchidae
Gene: HORMAD2
Product: HORMA domain containing 2
Exons: 12
Coding region: 400-1044 (214 amino acids)
Source: RefSeq, a predicted model, not a curated record